Molecule: messenger RNA, 1644 nt
Organism: Mollisia scopiformis
Lineage: Eukaryota; Fungi; Ascomycota; Leotiomycetes; Helotiales; Mollisiaceae
Product: isocitrate lyase-like protein
Exons: 5
Coding region: 1-1644 (547 amino acids)
Biological process (GO): carboxylic acid metabolic process
Molecular function (GO): isocitrate lyase activity
Source: RefSeq, a predicted model, not a curated record
AUGGCAGUUAACAGAAUGGCGAAUCCGGCUGUGGAUCCAGCGAAGGAGGAACAACAGUAUCUGGAUGAAGUAGCGGCAGUUAAGAAAUGGUGGACGGACGAGAGGUGGAGAUAUACCAAGAGACCGUUCACGGCGGAGCAGAUUGUUGCUAAGAGGGGGAAUCUGAAGAUUGAAUAUCCGAGCAAUGUGCAAAGUAAGAAAUUGUGGAGGAUCUUAGAGGGGAGAUUCAAGAAUCAAGAUGCGAGUUAUACUUACGGAUGUCUGGAACCCACGAUGUUGACCCAGAUGGCGAAAUACCUCGACACGGUCUACGUUUCUGGUUGGCAGUCAUCGAGCACAGCUUCAGCGUCCGAUGAGCCUGGUCCAGAUUUGGCAGAUUACCCAUACACCACCGUCCCAAACAAAGUCAAUCACCUCUUCAUGGCCCAACUCUUCCACGACCGCAAACAACGUGAGGAACGUGUAACCACAAAAUCGAAAGCAGACCGCAGCAAGCUCGCCAAUAUCGACUAUCUCCGUCCCAUCAUCGCAGAUGCUGAUACAGGUCACGGAGGCCUGACAGCAGUGAUGAAGCUGACGAAGCUAUUCAUCGAAAAGGGUGCUGCCGGUAUACACAUCGAGGACCAAGCUCCAGGAACUAAGAAGUGUGGACACAUGGCAGGAAAAGUGCUGGUUCCCAUCAGCGAGCACAUAAAUCGACUCGUAGCCAUCCGAGCACAAGCUGAUAUCAUGGGCACGGAUCUCCUAGCAAUCGCACGAACAGACGCCGAAGCAGCAACACUAAUCACCACCACCAUCGACCCCCGCGACCACGCCUACAUCCUCGGCAGCACGAACCCGAACCUGCAACCACUCAACGACCUCAUGAUCGCCGCCGAGCGCGCCGGCAAAAACGGCGUCGAGCUACAAGCCAUCGAAGAUGCCUGGACGGCCCAAGCAGGCCUCAAGCUCUUCAACGACGCCGUCGUCGAUACGAUCCAUUCGGGCGUGCACGUCAAUAAGAAGGACCUCGCAGCCCAGUUCCUGAAGGAUGUCAAGGGGAAGAGUAAUACGGAAGCGAGAGCUCUCGCCAAGGGGAUCACCGGGGUCGAUAUUUCGUGGGAUUGGGAUAGUCCGCGGACGCGAGAGGGGUUUUAUCGUUUGCAGGGCGGAUGCGAGUGUGCUAUCAACCGCGCGAUUGCUUAUGCGCCGUACGCGGACGCGAUCUGGAUGGAGAGUAAGUUGCCGGAUUUCGCGCAGGCGGAGCAAUUCGCCAAGGGCGUGCAUGCCGUGUGGCCGGAUCAGAAAUUAGCAUACAACCUCUCGCCGUCCUUCAACUGGAAAUCCGCGAUGCCGCGCAACGAGCAGGAGACGUACAUCGCGCGCCUGAGCAAGCUGGGCUACUGCUGGCAGUUCAUCACGCUGGCGGGCCUGCACACGACGGCGCUGAUCAGCGAUCAGUUCGCCAAGGCGUACAGUCGGCAGGGGAUGCGGGCGUAUGGGGAGUUGGUGCAGGAGCCGGAGAUGGAUGGCGGGGUGGAUGUCGUGAAGCAUCAGAAGUGGAGUGGGGCGAAUUAUGUGGAUGAGUUGUUGAAGAUGGUGCAGGGGGGCGUGAGCUCGACCAGUGCGAUGGGGAAGGGGGUUACCGAGGAUCAGUUCCAUUAG